Synchiropus splendidus (mandarinfish) is the source of this 2329-nucleotide messenger RNA. RefSeq names its product nuclear cap binding subunit 3 (gene ncbp3). The transcript has 13 exons. Gene Ontology annotation, molecular function: RNA 7-methylguanosine cap binding; mRNA binding. Bases 212 to 2101 code for a protein of 629 amino acids. Lineage: Eukaryota; Metazoa; Chordata; Actinopteri; Syngnathiformes; Callionymidae. The record is from RefSeq and is a predicted model, not a curated record. Gene Ontology annotation, cellular component: cytosol; nucleus.
AAGAGACACCUUUUCACGUGUUGUCGUGAUAAAUCGUGUUUAGAAGUAUCUAUAUUUCUUGAGCGAUCCAUAUAGAGAGAUAUCUCAAUUUCUCUAACAAUCAUAAUAACCACAACAACAACAGUGAUCCAAACUACCAAUAGGUGGCGCUACAUCUGUGGACCCCUAUAACAAGAAGAAGGCGCUUCACCGGUUUCCGGUUGUCCUCAACAUGGCGGAUCUGCGCAGCUCAGACCGUGGUUCGGACUCGGAUUCAGAGUCCGACUCCGGGUCGGACAGGGAUGCUCGCGAUGCCGAACCGAUGGAGGUGGAGGACGGGGAGCUGGAGCCUGACGAAGUCCCCGUCAGUCGGUCCCUGAAGGAGCUGCUGCCGGACACAAGUCGUCGCUAUGAGAACAAAGCUGGAGCCUUCAUCACUGGCAUCGACGUCAACUCCAAGGAGGCCAUCGAGAGGAAGGAGAAGAGAGCCAGGAGGUUCCAAUUCCAGAGUGAAGAGAACAUGUCUCAGAGAAAUGUUCUUCUAGAUAAGGACGCCAUGAAGAAAGCGAUCCCCAAACUGCGGUUGGAGGCAAUCCACAUGUCAGGGGUGGACCAGAUGAGCACACAAGAUGUCUUCGCCUAUUUCAAACAAUACCCUCCAGCUCACAUCGAGUGGAUUGAUGACACGUCCUGUAACGUGGUCUGGCUGGACGAUGACACGUGUAUCAGAGCUCUCAUCAACAGCAGCAGAAUGCCAGACGCCGUCACCACGGAAAGAGAGGAGGAGCCAGCCAAAGCAGGUCGCCGGGGUGAAAGGUCAGAAGACGAAGAAGAGGAAGGAGAGGUGGACGAGGAGGAAACGGUGAAGAAGGACCUCGAUGGGAAAGGCAGCGAAGGGGAGACAGCACAGGAGUCAAAGUCAAAGUCUUCAGGGGUUGAAGAUUUGUCUCGAUCCGAGAGAGACUCGUUGCUGAGGAACGACAUGCGGCCUGCAAUCAAACCUUUUAAGGGGAACAAACUGUCCCUGCGCUUUGCAACACAAGAUGACAAAAAGGAGUUGGGGGCCGCGCGCCGCAGCCGCUACUACAUGAAGUAUGGAAACCCUAACUACGGCGGCAUGAAGGGGAUCCUCAGCAACUCAUGGAAGAGGCGUUAUCACAAUCGACGGAUACAGAGAGAUGUCAUCAAGAGCAAGAAGCCUCUGAUCGGCGACAGCAUGGGCCACACGCCUCCGUAUACACACCGGCACUCUGCUGACCUAGUCAACUUGCCAGAGGAGCCAAUUAAAGAGGAGGAGGAAGAGGAGGAGGAUGACGAGGACAUGGAUGAGGACCGCGUGGUGGAGUACAAGGAGAAAGGAGCGCCUGUGUCUGCAGGAGCAGGGGUCCGCUGCAGAAUGGGACGCUCCCCGUCACCAUGGUCCGAGUCAGAUGAGAUGGACUACGACCUAGAGCUGAAGAUGAUCUCCACGCCGUCGCCCAAGAAGAGCAAGAAAAUGACCAUGUACGCCGACGAGGUGGAGGGAGAGAUCAGAAAUAUUCGAAACCGGAUCGGAGAGUCGACGUCUCGGACUAAAUCCCCCCCACCUCCAAGCAAAGUGACGGACGUGAGGCAGCUUUUGGAGGAGAAGAGACAAAGGCCUCCAUCUGAGAGCGGUGGAAAGCUUGAUGUGCGACAGCGCUUGGGAAAGCGGCGGCGAUCUCCCUCCCCCAUCUCCCUGAGAGACAAACCUUCAGCCAGAGAGUCUGUGAGAGACGUCCACAGCAGACUGGGCACAGUUCUACCAGACAAAAGCGACUCUUCCAAAGACAAAAAGACAAGUGGUCUUUGGAGUCGACUAGGCAGCGUUGAGAGAGACACCAGAUCCAGCAGUCGAUCAUCAGGUGCCUUUUCUUCCUCCCAAGACACCAUCGUGCGGCGGAGCCUGCGAAAUGAAGGAGAGGAGGAAGAUGACUCCACGUUGCAGAAAAUGUGGGGCGUCAUGAUCAAGCAGAAGCAGCAGAGACUCACACACACACUGAAAAGACGUGACACACACUCGCUGAAAAAAAGCCGCCUUGACGACCUGCCGUCACUCCAGAUUGAGAUCAGUCGAGACAGUAGUGACGACUCGGACCCCUGAACACGAUGCAGAGCGGUAAUGCUGCCUCAGUCAUGUAUCGGUUAAUUUAAAGAGAUCGGUUGCUAUGGAACCAGCAAGAAUGUCAACAAGAGUUAAGAGUGGGACUGUAAAAUGUGGAUUUCAAGGCUACUUUUUCUACCUUUUUUUAUUUUCAGGAUGUGGAACCUUUUUAGUUUCUUUUACAAUUCCAUUCAUAAAAACUGCCAAACACAUUGUUGUCUUUAUUCA